Aspergillus melleus is the source of this 1641-nucleotide messenger RNA. RefSeq lists its product as uncharacterized. The transcript has 2 exons. Lineage: Eukaryota; Fungi; Ascomycota; Eurotiomycetes; Eurotiales; Aspergillaceae. The coding region runs from base 124 to 1269 and encodes 381 amino acids. The record is from RefSeq and is a predicted model, not a curated record.
CUGCAGACCCCUCAAGCUACUACAUACUAGGAACAACUAUCUUUCUACACUAUCCGUCAGCAGAUGACACAAAUUAAUCACUAUUAUUCCGAUGUCCUAAAUAAUUAGAAGAAUCCUCCAGCUAUGGCGACAGCUCAGGUGCAGAAUUUACUACGCUUCCUAUCCCAGGAUGCCAAAGUCCCACUGGCAACUGCUAUGAGCAAAGUCAUGGAGCUACAAAAGGCAAACCUCACAACCGCCGAGCAAAUCUCCAAGACAGAACUUAAGACACUUCAAGACACAUUCAAGGACGAUAAGCUGGCAAAGCAGGUGUUCAAUGCCGCAAAGCGAGUAUCCAAAAAGCGGGCAGCUCCAACUGAGGGCGCACCAUCACCCCAGAAGAAGACGAAAGGUCCAAUCAAAACAGAAGGCGCAGUACCAUUCGAAACGGAGCGCAUGCUGUCCCUUCCAGUCUCAUCGGCAGCCGAGGAUGAGCUGUCGAACGUUGUCAUACUUACCAACAGGGCUCCUCUGGUACUUGCCUUUGCCGUUAGUGUCUUGAGACAUACGAUGCCCGAGCAGCCAGUUUCUAGCAGGCUCAGUCUAGCCCAGGCGGUGGUCAGUGCGAAUAGUCGCUCGAAAGCCGUCAGUAUAGGUAUUGCAGAUGGAGAUUCGGCCGAGCAAGAAGGAUGGGGGGAAGGGCAACCGGUGAUCAAAGUACUAGGGAGAGAAGUCAAGGUCUUGAAAAGAUGGGAUUACAACCCCAGAGAAGGCCAACCUACAGAGGAGGAUUACACAAACAAAGAUGCAUCGUUGCCAGGUAAUCCAGACGAUGUUUUCGGACAAACCGUAUCCGGUGAAUCAGAAGCUACGCCACCGCUUUGGGGUAUCGACCUUGAAACCUUGCGGAGUGCUCACGAAACUACAUCGAAAAGGUCCUCCAAGACUGAUAGCAGUCUUCCUAUCUUCACGCCGAAUUCUGCCCGUUCUUAUUUAUACCGAUCGUUCAUGAAGCCCCGCAGUCAAAAUAGCGAACCGGCGGGCAAGUCCAAGCAGAAAAGCAUGUCGGAGGUAGAGGGAGAAAAAGAGGCAUGUCUGGGGCAUCUCUUACGCAGCAUUGAUAUGGUCUGUCGGUCCUGGGUGCCUUUCCUCGACAAGGACGAACUAGAUCGGCGAGCGUGGGCUUGGUAUUUACACGUCAGACCUCCAGUUCAAGGUGGAGUCGAGGGUUGGGGAGAGAAAGGACUGGUGAAAUUGUCAGAUAUCCUGGCUCUGAGAAGGCCACCAUAAAUGCCCGCUUGAGAGGUUUUGCUGCGUUCACAACCAGAUUAACCUAUUCAGCCGACAUCACUAUAAGAACCGGACCAGGUGAAAGCUGAAGUGUUGAGGAGAAUUAUGGCUCCCCAGAGUUACCAUAUUUGUUUGACUUCAGGCUAAAGUUGAUGGCAGUAGGGCUCGUCGGCUAUCUUCCAACAAUGCAGUACUUGAAUCGAUUGAUGGUUCAGCAAGAGCUGCUAUGUGGGUCGCUGGACCUCAUGGUCGCAACCUAACCGCCUAAGGCCGAAGAAAUGACAAGUUUGGCUUAACGGUGUACGGUGGAUAGCGGUUUGUACGGAGUAGAGGUAACGGUCCAUGAUCAGUUCGAUUGUUCGAAUAGUCCCA